CCGGCCAGUUACCUACUGACUUUAUUCACAACCGUGCCGGAGUGCAUCGAUAUCGUGCAACAGCGAGACACACGUGCCUCGUCGGGAUCGCAAUAUCGUGAAUUCGUCUGGUCUUCUUCGUCUUUCCGCAGUGUUCUUUUCAAGAAUAAAAGCGGUGCGUGAGUUAAGUUCAGUAAUUCCGGGCCUUCGGUUCAUUUCAACAUGUUUUAUCUUCAGACGGCGAUAGUCUGCAUGGCAGUAACGCACGUGAUAUGCGACCUACCACCAGGGACGAGACGCAACACCUAUCUGCCACCUGAACCAACCAAGGGUUACAACUACGACACACCGCGAAUACCAUUUUCGAAACCGACUACCACACGGCCGCCAUUUACUACAACGACGCCGUUUACAACGCGUCCGUACUCCAAGCCACCUCCGAAAUUCACACCUUCCAGACCUCCUCCUGACCAGGGUUAUCCACCAGCAGGCAGCAGACCCACUCCAGAAUUCCCCGAUUACGGGACACCCACCAGACCAGCUGGAACUACUUUGCCUGUUGGUGGUCACGAUCAUCAUCAUCACGAGCCAGGAAUGCCGUUCGACUUCAACUACGCGGUCAAGGAAGAAGCCUUUGGAAAUGACUAUUCCCAUAACGCGAUAAGCGACGGUGACAUCGUUCGUGGCGAGUACAGAGUCCAGCUUCCGGACGGGAGGCUGCAAAUCGUUCGCUAUACCGCCGAUUGGAAACACGGUUUCAGCGCACAGGUCUCGUACGAUGGAAAUCCACGCUUCGAUGUUCCACGACCGCCUAGCAACUUUGCUGGCUAUUAGACUGUUAGCAGGCUGUGGAUGUAUAUACAUUUGUGUAAAGGGAAGAAAAUUUUAAAAAUAUAAAACUGCAAAAGUAUAAGGGAUAUUGAAAAUAAGAGUACAGUGAAACCAAAUUAAUUAAUCAAGUACAAAUCUUGCAAAUUGUCCGAACAGUAUCCAAUAAUAAUAUGUAUGAUUUUCUAUGGAUUAUACGAACUAAAAAUCAUAAAAAUAUAGAAAAAAAGAAAUUUAAUAAUAAGCAAUAUCAAGAAUGUGCAAUGCUGAAAGUAAGUCUCACUGUACUCGUAAUAUUUGGUUAUAUAGGUUCCAUUUUUUUGGUCGUGUUCUUCAAACUACAAAACUGCAAAAGCAUCUGCAGCCUAGCUGUCAGAGUCUAGCCUAUGGUUGCGAGCCACGUUUGUCUUGCGGUUUUUAUUGUUAGUCUUGAUCGUGCUGUUUCUGCGCUAACUAGCUGAGAUCCAGAUCAUCCAAACAUUUCUUUGAAGUCGCUAGUGUCGUUAAGAGGCAGUUCCAGGGGGGAUGGCGCCACUGACGCAUGCAGAACUCUUCUUUGGACCCUUUAUAGUGAAUAUAUGAGUUUCAUUGAAUUAAAGAUGCAAUAAUCAAUGAUACGAGUACUUAAAAGCAUUGUUUCAUUGUGUUGAAAAGUAUAAUUUUGUAAUUUUUGUAAUUACCAAUAGCUUCGAAUUAAGACUUUAAGGAGCAAAAGAAGAGUUCUACAGAUUCUUCCCAGUCUGUCACUUGGUUUAUGGAAUAUGAAUGAAACAAUUGAUUCUAUGAUCACAAAUGGUUCAAUUCCAGCUGGUAUUUUAUAUCCCCCUAGCCAUCGUAAAAAUCUAGAUCUAAGUGAAGGGAAAUCUUAGACCAGAGUACGUUUUAUAUUCUUCAGUUAGAUUUGUCCAAUGGACACGGAUAUAUAGAAGGAAAAGAAUAAAAAAAUUCUGAGAAAGUCAGAGAUGUACUUCUACGAAGCAUGAAGUAGCAGCUAAGGAUUAACUUCUAGUAGUAACUGUUGGUUUUUAAGGGCGCUGAUGAAACAAUACUAACCCCAUGCAAUAGGAUGUGGCCUUUCUAUAUGAUAGAAGUGAUUACAUUUGUCAAUUAUCACCCAAAUUAAGACGCAAUGUAUAAUCCAUCAAUUUACAAUGUAGAGUGAACAGAUGAUUUUUUUGAAAAAAAAAAAAAAUAGAAGUUGUUCAAAUAUAUCUUCAUGAUAAGGAAGAAAGCGAUGUAAAGAAAUUGAAAGAUUUAAUAAAUAAACCAAAUGAUUGUAUUAUUUUUAAUAAUGAAAGUAUACAUGCUUUUUAAUACAUGUA
Molecule: messenger RNA, 2129 nt
Organism: Frieseomelitta varia
Lineage: Eukaryota; Metazoa; Arthropoda; Insecta; Hymenoptera; Apidae
Product: extensin-like
Exons: 4
Coding region: 202-813 (203 amino acids)
Cellular component (GO): extracellular matrix
Source: RefSeq, a predicted model, not a curated record